AUGGAUUCGCCUAGCACUCUGAAACCUAUUCGCUUGCUUCGUGGUGAAAUUACCUACACCGCAGCGAAGGACAAAGAUGCUAACAUUCUCCAUGAGUUGGGCUAUAGGGAUCGAAAAAUCCGAUUUUUUACUCAUCUUCACCGGAAUAGAAAGCUUAUAAAAGCCAUCGCUGCGCACCAUCUCGGCCUUGCUUCUACAGAUGUGUGCCAGGUUGCGGACGUGGACGAAUGGAUCCAUGGGAGCUUCAAUGUUUGCAUACGCGUUGAUGUUGGUGGUCAAGAAGAAAAUUUCGCCAAGCAGUUGAUGAUUCGAUUUCCCUUGCCAUAUCGGAUUGGCGAAGAUUACUGUUCAGGGAAUGCGGAUGAGAAGGUCCGUUGCGAAGCCGGAACAUACGCAUGGCUUGAAGAGAAUUGCGCAACUGUUCCUAUUCCUCAACUCUAUGGCUUUGGACUGUCCAAUGGUCAGACCUUCACGUUUCUCGACAAUUUGCCUAUCUUCACCCGUACCAUUGAGCGUCUCCGUCGUUGGCUCUUGUCUUUGCUAGGCUACCCAACUCCAUCCCGGUACAUUCAGCAUCCCACCAAUGAUCAGCUUGUGUUUGACACACCGUAUCUUUUAAUUGAGUACAUCAAUCCGUCGCGAGGCAAGGUGCUCUCUGAAACCUGGGAAGAAGGUCGCCAUGACCCGGAAUUGCGCAGCAACCUCUUCCGUGGUCUCUCCCGAAUUAUACUGACUUUGGCUCACACUCCAUUGCCAAAGAUCGGAUCCUUCGUUUUGGAUGAAAAGGGAUAUCUGAGCUUGAGCAACCGCCCUCUCACUCUCGAAAUCCAACAAUUGGAAAAUGAACAUAUUCCGGUUGAUAUACCACGAGAUGUGACCCAUACAACAGUUGACUCUUAUCUGAGUGACAUUAUUGCAAUCCAUGAAAGCCGUCUACGCCAUCAGGCUAACGCGGUCAACAGCCUGGAAGAUGGUUUCUAUCAGACAGCUGCAUUGAUGGUUAUGAAAAGCAUAUGGUCUUCUUUUUUUCGCCGAAGGUUCCGUCGAGGGCCAUUUUUUCUUAACCUCACGGAUCUAAAUCAGACCAACAUUUUUGUGGAUGACCGUUGGAACAUCAAAUGCCUCAUCGAUCUUGAGUGGGCUUGCUCCCACCCGGUAGAGAUGAUUCAUCCUCCAUACUGGCUAACUAACCAGGCUAUUGAUUUAGUCAACCCUGAUGAAUACAAGAAUCUUCAUGCCGAGUUUAUGGCAGCUUUCGCGAAGGAGGAACUUCAGAUCAAGCCGCCGAUCAGUCUCCACUCUAUUUUGCAGCAGGGUUGGGACAAAGGGACGUUCUGGUGUGCCUUAGCACUUAGCAGCCCCACGGCGUUGUUCAGCAUAUUCUAUGAUCACAUUCAACCGAUGUUCACUAAGACGCACGACGACCCAUCAUUUUGGCGGAUUACUAUGCCUUACUGGACGUUCAAUACGUUUGCGUUCAUCGAGCAAAGAGUAAAGGACAAAGAGCAAUAUGAUAUCGCUUUGCGAGAAGCAUUUCAGUCCUGA
Molecule: messenger RNA, 1545 nt
Organism: Penicillium oxalicum
Lineage: Eukaryota; Fungi; Ascomycota; Eurotiomycetes; Eurotiales; Aspergillaceae
Exons: 2
Coding region: 1-1545 (514 amino acids)
Source: RefSeq, a predicted model, not a curated record